This is a messenger RNA of Alligator sinensis (Chinese alligator), 287 nucleotides long. RefSeq names its product sarcosine dehydrogenase, mitochondrial-like. The transcript has 2 exons. Bases 3 to 287 code for a protein of 94 amino acids. The record is from RefSeq and is a predicted model, not a curated record. NCBI's taxonomy places the organism in Eukaryota, Metazoa, Chordata, Crocodylia, Alligatoridae.
AUAUGCCGAAUGUUCGAGAUCACGAUGCUUCAGUGUAUCUUCGUCUCCAAGGCGAUGCCCUCUCUGUGGGCGGAUACGAGUCAAAUCCAAUCUUCUGGGAGGAGGUAUCUGACAAAUUCGCCUUUGGCCUCUUUGAUCUGGACUGGGAUGUUUUCAUGCAGCAUAUCGAAGGUGCUAUAAACAGAGUCCCAGCGCUGGAGAAAACUGGAAUCAAGUCCACAGUCUGUGGGCCAGGUACUACUUCAGUAGCAUUUGCCACAUACAAUCAAAGCAGCUUUGCUCCCUGA